Molecule: messenger RNA, 2931 nt
Organism: [Candida] anglica
Lineage: Eukaryota; Fungi; Ascomycota; Pichiomycetes; Serinales; Debaryomycetaceae
Source: the annotation of a GenBank genome assembly
AUGGGUUUAUCUCUAUUACGCCAUAGAAUCCCAGUAAUAACCCGUUUCUAUUCCAGAAUGAGCACUUCCCAGACUGCUCCUGUGACCGAGUGGCCAGCCACCCGUGUCAGAGCUACCUUUUUGGACUAUUUCAAGCAAAACGAGCACAAGUACGUGCCAUCAUCUUCAGUUGUUCCUCACGGAGAUCCAACUUUGUUGUUCGCCAAUGCCGGUAUGAACCAAUAUAAGCCUGUUUUUUUGGGAACUGUAGACCCUGCCUCCGAACUUGCCACUUUGAAGCGUGCCGUCAACUCCCAAAAGUGUAUCCGUGCUGGUGGUAAGCAUAAUGACUUGGAAGACGUUGGCCGUGAUUCCUACCAUCAUACCUUUUUCGAAAUGUUGGGUAACUGGUCCUUUGGUGACUACUUCAAGACCGAGGCAAUUGCCUGGUCUUGGGAAUUACUUACCAAGGUCUACGGUUUGGACAAGGACAGACUCUAUGUGACCUACUUUGGUGGUGAUGAAGCCCAAGGUUUGGCUCCAGAUUUGGAAGCCAAGCAAUUGUGGUUAGACGUUGGUGUUGAAGAAGACCACAUCUUACCAGGUGAUGUCAAGGACAACUUCUGGGAAAUGGGUGACCAAGGUCCUUGUGGUCCUUGUAGUGAAAUCCAUUAUGACCGUAUUGGAGGUGGCCGUAAUGCUGCUCUGUUGGUCAAUAUGGACGACCCUAAUGUGUUGGAAGUUUGGAACGUUGUGUUCAUUCAAUACAACAGAGAAGCUGACUCCAGCUUACGUUCUCUCCCAUCCAAGCAUAUCGAUACCGGUAUGGGUUUCGAACGUUUGGUUUCCAUUCUUCAAGACAAGUCUUCUAACUACGAUACUGAUGUUUUCCAACCAAUCUUCCACAAGAUUAGAGAAAUCACUGGUGUUAGACCAUACACUGGUAAGUUCGGUGCCGAAGACAAGGAUGGUAUCGACACCGCCUACCGUGUUGUUGCUGACCAUGUGAGAACCUUGACCUUUGCCAUCUCCGAUGGUGGUGUACCAAACAACGAAGGUAGAGGUUAUGUCUUGAGAAGAAUCUUGAGACGUGGUGCCAGAUAUGUCAGAAAGUACAUGAACUACCCUAUUGGUGGCUUCUUCCUGCAAUUGGUUGGUGUUGUCAUUGAACAAAACUCUGAAAUUUUCCCUGAAAUUAGCUCUAAGCAAGAUGAUCUUCGUGAAAUUUUGAAUGAAGAAGAAUUAUCCUUUGCUAAGACUUUGGACAGAGGUGAAAAAUUGUUUGAACAAUACGCCAUUGUUGCCAGCAAGACCCCAGAACAAACUUUGAGCGGUAAGGAUGUGUGGAGAUUGUACGACACUUACGGUUUCCCAGUUGAUUUGACCAGAUUAAUGGCUGAGGAAGCCGGUUUGAAGAUCGACGAAGAAGGCUUUGAAAAGGCCAAGGAAGAAUCCAGAGAAGCUUCCAAGGCUACCACCAGCAAGGGUGGUGUUACCUUUGCUAAGCUUGAUGUCCAUGCUAUGUCCGAAUUAAGUGAAAAGAAGAUUCCAACCACCAAUGACUCCUUCAAGUACGGUUUGGAAAACACCAAGAGUGAAAUCUUGGCUAUUUAUGACGGUAAGCAAUUUGUUGAUGAAAUCAGUGGUGAUGCCAACGUUGGAAUUGUCUUGGACAAGACUCCAUUCUAUGCCGAACAAGGUGGUCAAGAAUACGAUACCGGUAAGUUGGUCAUUGACGGUGUUGCCGAAUUCGAUGUUUCCAACGUUCAAUUGUACGGUGGUUAUGUGUUACACACUGGUUCUCUUGUGGAAGGUACCCUCAAGGUUAGCGACUCUGUGAUUGCCACUUACGACGAAUUAAGAAGAUGGCCUAUCAGAAACAACCACACUGGUACCCAUGUCUUGAACUACGCCUUGAGAGAAGUUUUAGGUGACACUGUCGACCAAAAGGGUUCUCUUGUCAACCCAGAAAAGUUGAGAUUCGACUUUUCUCACAAGCAAGCAUUGACUCCAAAGGAAUUGGGAGCUGUUGAAAAGAUCUCUAACGAGUAUAUCAAGUCCAACAAGCAAGUUUACGCCAAGGAAGUGAGUCUUGCUCAAGCCAAGGAAAUCAGCGGUCUUCGUGCUGUUUUCGGUGAAACUUACCCUGACCCAGUUAGAGUUGUUUCUGUUGGUGUUUCCGUUGACGAUUUACUUGCCACACCAGAAAAUGAUGCUUGGAGCAAGGUUUCCAUCGAAUUUUGUGGUGGUACCCAUGUCACCAAGACUGGUGAAAUCAAGGAUUUGGUUGUAAUUGAAGAGUCUGGUAUUGCUAAGGGUAUCAGAAGAGUUGUUGCUGUCACUGGACAAGAAGCCCACAGAGUGCAACAAGUUGCUGCUGACUUUGGCCAACAACUUGACAGUGCUGCCAAGUUGCCAUUUGGAGCUGACAAGGAAUCCAAGGCCAAGGAACUCGGAGUUGCCCUCAAGAAGUUGACCAUCUCUGUCUUGGAAAAGCAACAACUUAACGAAAAGUUCACACAAUUGGACAAAUCCAUCAAGGAUGAACAAAAGCGUAAGCAAAAGGAAGACAGUAAGAAGACUAUUGAAGCUGUUUCCGAAUGGUUGCAAGACGAAAAGAAGAAGGCUGAAAACUUCUUUGUUGCACACGUUCCAAUCGGAGCCAAUGCCAAGGCCAUCACUGAGGCUAUCAACUUGGUCAAGAAGCAAAAUAAGGAAAAGUCCGUUUAUUUGAUUACCGGUACCGAGGGUAAGGUUGCCCACGGUUGUUACGUUUCAGACGAAGCUAUUGCCAAGGGUGUAGACUCCAGUGCUUUGGGUCAAGCUGUUUCCUCCAAGAUUGGUGGUAAGGCCGGUGGUAAGGGUAAUGUUGUCCAAGGUAUGGGUGACAAGGUUGAAGGUAUCAAGGAAGCCAUUGAAGAAGUUACCAAGUUGUUUGCCGAGAAGUUGUAA